This is a messenger RNA of Miniopterus natalensis, 1782 nucleotides long. Its product is annotated as kelch domain-containing protein 7B. The record is from RefSeq and is a predicted model, not a curated record. Gene Ontology annotation, molecular function: protein binding. NCBI's taxonomy places the organism in Eukaryota, Metazoa, Chordata, Mammalia, Chiroptera, Miniopteridae.
AUGAGGAGCCUGGCUGAGGCUGGAUGUCAGCCACAGCAGAGAAGCACCGAGACUAAGGAGGCUGCAGUGCCCAGGGCCCCCUCUCCACUGUCUGAGCAGAGGAGGCCUGGCCCUAUACCCUCCCCCAUUGCCAGGCGGGACCCACAGCCUGUUCCCAGGCCACGGAAACGCAGCCUGUGUGAAAUAGUGGAGAGCUCAGAGCGGAAGGUCAGCCAGGUGGCCCCAGGAGAGGCGCCAGGAGAGAGGCCCAUCCCUGCAGGAAGCAGGGAGGUCCUCACAGAGAAGCAGAAAGAGGCCCGAAAACUCAUGGUGUUUCUGCAGAGGCCUGGGAGCUGGGGGGUGGUGGAGGGGCUCCGGAAGCCCAGCUCCCCUGCCCGGGAGCAGGCCUUGGCAGCAGCUCUGCAGCGGCGGCUAGACCUGGGCAGCUGCCUGGAUGUUCUGGCCUUUGCCCAGCAGCAUGGGCAGUCUCGCCUGGCCCAGGAGACCUAUGCUUUGAUGAGUGACAAUUUGCUGCACGUGCUAGGGGACCCGACCCUCUACCGGCAGCUGAGUGGAGCUGACCGGGAGCGCAUCCUGAGCCUUCGGACUGGCAGGGGCCGGGCUGUGCUGGGCGUCCUUGUGCUGCCCAACCUCUACCAGGUGAGCCGCUCAGGGCUCCCACGGGGCUCCCAAGCCGAGGAGGCUCCUGCCAUGGGUCCUGCAUCCCUGCCUCCUCCAUCGCACCUGCAUGUGUUCAACCCCCAAGAGAACACGUGGCGGCUUCUGACUCAGGUGCCGGAGGAGGCCCCGCUGCGAGGCUGCAGUCUCUGCACCAUGCACAACUACCUGUUCCUGGCAGGGGGCAUCCGUGGCUCUGGCGCUAAGGCUGUCUGUUCCAACGAGGUCUUCUGCUACAAUCCUCUGACCAACAUCUGGAGCCAGGUGCGGCCCAUGCAGCAGGCCCGUGCCCAGCUCAAACUGGUGGCCCUGGACGGGCUGCUCUACGCCAUCGGGGGCGAGUGCCUGUACAGCAUGGAGCGCUACGACCCCCGCACAGACACCUGGACCUCACGCGCGCCCCUCCCCGCAGGCACCUUCCCUGUGGCACAUGAGGCUGUGGCCUGCCGUGGGGACAUUUAUGUCACUGGGGGCCACCUCUUCUACCGCUUGCUCAGGUACAGCCCUGUGAAGGAUGCAUGGGAUGAGUGCCCCUACAGUGCCAGCCACCGGCGUUCCAGCGACAUGGUGGCGCUGGGGGGCUUCCUGUACCGCUUUGACCUGCUGCGCGGUGUGGGCGCGGCUGUGAUGCGCUACAACACUGUGACGGGCUCCUGGAGCCGAGCUGCCCCCUUGCCCCUGCCAGACCCUGUCCCGCUGCGCUGCACAGUGCUGGGCAACACCAUCUACUGCCUCAACCACCAGGUCACUGCCACCUUCACAGUCUCUGAGGGGACUGCCCAGUUCCAGGCCAAGGAGCUGCAGCCCUUUCCCCUGGGGAGUAAAGGGGUCCUCUGUCCAUUCAUCUUGACUCUACCCCUUGAGGACCAGCUACAGACUUCUCUCUGAGCUGCUUGGGGCCAGGACUGCAGCUGCUGCUCUCCGGGCAGUACCUGGGCUGGACUGUGAGUUGGGUGGGGCACAGGGAGGUGGCUGUUCUUUCUGGGACAACUUCCCUUCUGUUUUAAUAAAGCUUCAUGCUCUCUCCUCCCCCCUUUCUCCUCCUUCGAUAGAGCCCAGGCUCCCUGCAUCUGUGAGCUGGUCUCCGGGGGUCCCUACCACACCCAUGCACCUCCUGCCUGUGUA